CCGGCCGGCCCGACCCGACCCGACCCGGCCCGAUCCGGCCCGAUCGCCAGCACCGCCGCGGCCGGCCCGGAGACCCGCGCGCCCCGGACCGCCCCGGACCCUCCCCGGACCCGGACCGGACCGGACCCGGCGAGCUCCAGGAUGACGGACGACGAUUCGUAUCUGAGAGGGCACGAACAAAUGUUUCACCUGCCUCCUCUGACGCAUGCCAUAUUUAACCCAGAAUUAUUUCCACCAGAGAUGCCCCUGCCGACAGCAGAUGGUCCAUACCUUCAAAUAUUAGAGCAACCUAAACAGAGAGGAUUCCGUUUCCGUUACGUGUGUGAAGGCCCCUCCCACGGUGGGCUUCCGGGCGCAUCCAGUGAGAAGAACAAGAAGUCCUACCCGCAGGUCAAAAUCUGCAACUACGUGGGCCCUGCCAAAGUCAUUGUCCAGCUGGUCACAAACGGGAAGAAUGUCCACCUCCACGCCCACAGCCUGGUGGGAAAACACUGCGAGGACGGCGUCUGCACUGUCACCGCGGGCCCCAAGGACAUGGUGGUCAGCUUCGCCAACCUGGGCAUCCUCCACGUGACAAAGAAGAAGGUGUUCGAGACCCUGGAGGCUCGGAUGACAGACGCGUGCGUCAGGGGCUACAACCCUGGGCUCCUGGUGCACCCCGAUCUCGCCUACCUGCAGGCCGAGGGUGGCGGAGGCGACCGGCAGCUCACGGACCGAGAAAAGGAGCUCAUCCGCCAGGCGGCCCUGCAGCAGACCAAGGAGAUGGACCUGAGCGUGGUGCGGCUCAUGUUCACCGCCUUCCUGCCCGACAGCACCGGCAGCUUCACGCGGCGCCUGGAGCCUGUGGUGUCUGACGCCAUCUACGACAGCAAGGCUCCCAAUGCAUCCAACUUGAAAAUCGUAAGAAUGGACAGAACGGCUGGAUGUGUAACUGGCGGGGAGGAGAUUUACCUCCUCUGUGACAAAGUACAGAAAGAUGACAUUCAGAUUCGGUUCUAUGAAGAGGAGGAGAACGGAGGCAUCUGGGAAGGGUUUGGAGACUUCUCCCCGACGGACGUCCACAGACAAUUUGCUAUUGUCUUCAAAACUCCGAAGUAUAAAGACAUCAACAUCACCAAACCGGCAUCUGUGUUUGUCCAGCUUCGGAGGAAGUCAGACUUGGAAACGAGCGAGCCCAAGCCUUUCCUCUACUACCCCGAAAUCAAAGACAAAGAGGAAGUACAGAGGAAGCGGCAGAAGCUGAUGCCCAACUUCUCAGACAGCUUCGGCGGCGGUGGUGGCGGCACGGGCGCAGGAGGCGGGGGCAUGUUUGGUGGUGGUGGCAGCGGAGCAGGGGGCACAGGCGGCACCGGACCAGGGUAUGGCUUCCCACACUACGGAUUCCCGACAUACAGUGGGAUCGCCUUCCAUCCUGGAACCACCAAGUCCAACGCCGGCAUGAAACAUGCACACUUCCCUCUUGCCUCCCGUGACCUACCUGAAACAGCGAAUGUUAACGCAGGCUGGAUGAGAAGCAGCUGCUUUUCUGCAUUUCCCGCAGGAACUGUAAACACUGAACGGAAUCAGGACCCUGAAGGCUGUGAUGCUGGUGAAAAUGAGACAGUGCUCCCAGCCACAGAAGCAGAGGAGGAGCCUGCCGAGCCCAGCCCCGGGGAGGACGGGGUGCCGCUGACCCACGCCCCGGCAGAAGAGGACAAGGACAUGGGGCUUCAGGACAACCUGUUCUUGGAGAAGGCCCUGCAGCUCGCCAAGCGCCAUGCCAACGCCCUCUUCGACUACGCAGUCACAGGGGACGUGAAGAUGCUGCUGGCUGUGCAGCGCCAUCUCACCGCGGUGCAGGAUGAGAAUGGCGACAGCGUCUUGCACCUUGCUGUCAUCCACCUCCACGCCCAGCUCGUGAGGGACCUCUUGCAAGUAACCUCAGGACUGAUUUCCGAGGACAUCAUCAACAUGAGAAAUGAUCUCUACCAGACACCCUUGCACUUAGCAGUGAUCACGAAGCAGGAGGACGUGGUAGAGGACCUGCUGCAGGCUGGAGCGGACCUGAGCCUGCUGGACCGCCUGGGCAACUCUGCACUGCACCUUGCUGCCAAGGAGGGGCAGGACAAAAUCCUCAGCGUCCUGCUCAAGCACCGGAAGGCGGCGCUGCUGAUGGACCAGCCCAAUGGCGAAGGUCUCAAUGCCAUCCACAUUGCCGUGACAAGCAACAGCCUUUCCUGCCUGCUGUUGCUGGUGGCCGCAGGUGCCGACGUCAAUGCCCAGGAACAGAAGUCGGGGCGCACGGCACUACACCUGGCAGUGGAGCAGGACAAUGUGUCCCUGGCGGGCUGUCUGCUGCUCGAGGGUGAAGCCCAUGUGGACAGCACCACCUAUGAUGGGACCACACCACUGCAUAUUGCAGCCGGGCGAGGCUCCACCAGGUUGGCUGCACUGCUCAAGGCUGCAGGGGCAGACCCCUUAGUGGAGAACUUCGAGCCCCUGUACGACUGGGAUGAGUCCUGGGAAAGGACCGGCGAGGACGAAGGUGUGGUGCCAGGGACGACGCCACUGGACAUGGCGGCCAGCUGGCAGGUGUUUGACAUCCUAAACGGGAAGCCAUACGAGCCCGAGGUCGUGGCCGAUGACCCCCUGGCUCAAGGGGACAUGAAGCAGCUGAGCGAGGAAGCCAAGCUGCAGCUCUACAAGCUGCUAGAAAUCCCCGACCCGGACAGAAACUGGGCGACGCUGGCACAGAAGCUGGGCCUGGGCAUCCUGAACCACGCCUUCCGGCUGAGCCCUGCACCAGCCAAGACCCUGAUGGACAACUACGAGGUCUCGGGAGGCACCGUCAAGGAGCUGCUGGAGGCCUUAGCACAGAUGGGCUACACGGAAGCCAUCGAAGUGAUCCAGGCAGCCUGCUGCGGCUCAGGGACCCCCAGCUCCAUGAAGGGUACCACGCAGGCCCCCCUGCUGUCCCUGUCAAUAUCACCGCAGAUCGAUGAGCUUCGAGACCAGGACAGCAUCUGUGACAGCGGCGUGGAGACCUCCUUCCGCAAGCUCAGCUUCACGGAGUCUCUGACGGGCGGUGGCCCCUUGCUAACACUUAACAAAGGUUCGCCCGAAUUUGGGCAGCAAGGACCCAUAGAAGGCAAGAUCUAGCUGCCUCCAUGGCCGCGCCAUGCAGCCGAAGCCCAAAAGCUCAGCACCUUGCCCAAGAAAUGGAAGACCGGGUGUCCAGAGGCACUCAGUAGAGAGGCGACCAUGAUCAUCAGGCCACCGCGGGCCUCUGAGCGUGGCCACCCCGGGUCCUUCACUGAGUCCAGGCUGGGUCCCGUCCAGGCAGGAAGCCCCUGGCAGGCAUGGCCCUCGAGGAGCCGACAGUGUUCCUGGGCGAGAGGUGCAUCGAUGUCACCGCUGCCGCCAGGUCACAGCUGCUUUCUGCUCCAUCGCUGCUGCUGCUGCUGCUGCUGCUGCUGCUGCUGUCGCUCUGUUGUGUCCCCAAGCCCCUUCCAUGGCCUCCCGGUGCCCUUCUUGCCAUUGACAGUUGGUGCACUCAGAUACUAAGGAAGGAGGAAUCUUUAGAUGAGUCGCUUGGUGUGCAGUGAAGGAGGGCCGCACAUUUCCCAACGUGCCAUCGCUGUGAUUCGCAAAGCACGCACUUAGCAAUAUUUAAACAUGGUUCCAAUCAGGGCUGAAAGUGGUAUCCCCCCGCCCCACCUUUUUCUGCAUUUUGGUAUUGUAAAUAUGUUUUUUAGACCAAAUACUUUAAAGGAAAAAUGUUGGAUUUAUAAAUGCUAUUUUUUAUUUUACUUUUAUAAUAAAAGGAAAAGCAAAUGGUUGA
Molecule: messenger RNA, 3820 nt
Organism: Cavia porcellus (domestic guinea pig)
Lineage: Eukaryota; Metazoa; Chordata; Mammalia; Rodentia; Caviidae
Gene: Nfkb1
Product: nuclear factor kappa B subunit 1
Exons: 24
Coding region: 142-3138 (998 amino acids)
Biological process (GO): regulation of DNA-templated transcription; signal transduction
Cellular component (GO): cytoplasm
Molecular function (GO): DNA-binding transcription factor activity, RNA polymerase II-specific; protein binding; RNA polymerase II cis-regulatory region sequence-specific DNA binding
Source: RefSeq, a predicted model, not a curated record